Cinara cedri is the source of this 23902-nucleotide messenger RNA. The record is from the annotation of a GenBank genome assembly. NCBI's taxonomy places the organism in Eukaryota, Metazoa, Arthropoda, Insecta, Hemiptera, Aphididae.
AAUAAUAAGUGCACAUAAUUUUAUUUGUACAAAUGAUAUUUCAAUCCGAGUUUCAUAAAUAUCUGACUCUUGGUGCAAUGUUUACGUCGAGCAUUUACAGUGUAUGUAUAAACCGAUCAUUAUAAUGUACCUAAUAUUGUUGUAAUGGUGUCUCUAGUGUUGUUUUUUAAGCGACUCACGUGCGGUGAAAUCAAUCGUGCCGCGGUCGAAAUUCUGUACAAUAUUUUCGGUAUUUUGGCCAUCAUAAAAUAUUUCGAAAGAUAAAAAAUAAAAUCGUUGUAACUCUUGUAAUUGCGGAAACGUUAUUUGUAUGGGUGCGCGAAUUUUAAAAAAAAUAAUUCAUAUUACUUAAUAUCGUUUUUAAAUAAAACGCGUUCAUGGCCGGAGGUUCGUCUUCUGGAAGUAGCCCGAGGAGGAAACACAGUCGAGCCGGUAAAGCCAAUAAACUACAUCAACAACAACAACAUCAAACGUUAAACAGAACCGACACCGCAGUAUGUAAAAUUAAAAUUACAUUUUUUUUUUUUUUUUUACAAAAAAGUAAUUUUAGAUUCCGAGCGAAGCGAGACAUUUAUAAUAAUAUAUUAGUUUUACCGUGAUGUGUGUUUUUUUUUUUUUUUUUUACAAACAACAUAAUGAAUUAUUAUUCCCGAUCAUCGGUACUUCAACAUUUUUUCUGUACCUAUAUAAAACCGAAGAAAGGUACAAAACUAUAUAGAAACAAUUUUUAUCUUCAAUUAUCCGACCAAUAGAGUGUUACAGUCACACGAAAAUAUUACACAAUAAAUAUGCACAUUAAGGUGACCAUUUUUAUACAAAUAAAAAACGGGUAAAACAUUUGUUUUUUUAAUAAUUUAAUAAUUUUUUAUUUAUCCAGUUACAUUUAAUUUAUUAAAAUAAUAAAUAAAUCUAAUAAUUAUAAUAUGAUACUCUUAUGACUUACGGGUAUAUGCCGAUUGCUCAUCAUGUCCAUUGUUACCAUUUAUCGUGUUAUAGUUGUCUUUUUGUGAUGAACUGAUUUUGUCUAAUGGUUUUGGGUGUAUUAACAAAUAAUGAGAAAAAUCAUCACGGGAACAUUUUUUUUAAAAAUUAUUUUUCAGAAUAACAAUUGCUUCGAUAGUAUGUACAAGAAAUCGAUUUUUUUCAUUCGUCCACAACACAUUUGUUAUGGAAAAUACUCUUUAAAUUGCAGCAUUAGUUCCUGGCAACGCUAGAUAAUAUUCUACAAUCUUCCGAAAAUUGUUUAUGAAUAUACUUUUACUUUCUGAAACUUAAUAGAUAACAUACCAUGUUUCUUCAACACGAAUACUAAUAUUCAGCCAUUCUUUUAAAUUGUCACCCUAACGUACACGUAUACGGUAUACAGUGAGUUGUAUUGUAUGAUUAUGAAACGUUCACGUUUUAAUAAAAAAAAAAAAAAAAAAUUAGCAAUUAUUGCAAUAAAAGAAUCAAUUACAAAGUCGCGCAAUAUGUAUUUGUAUACGCCCUCUGUUUCGGAUGGAAUUUCAUUUAAUACAUUAAUUCAUUUAGUUUCUUUUUUAAAAUAAAUUUGUUAUUACUAUUCGAAGACAUUUUUCCCGCGUUCCUAUUUCGGCACGGUUUAUUUUGUAAUUUUUGUUAAUUGUUUGCGGCGAUCAAACGCCCGGGGUUCAAUUUUUAAAAACCGUCAAUCGCAACUCAGAUGGCCCAACUAAGUACUUUAUACAUAUACGAUAAUUUUAUUAAAUUAAAUGAGUUUCACAGUCCGAAUACCCAUAUUAUGAGCACGGUCAGUAUAGAAAAUAGAGCGCACAUCUCAUUAUUAAUUAUUAAUUACCUUUAUACCGCGAUAUAAAUCAUUUUAAAUUCUGAGUGAACGGAGUUGAGAAGAAUGUAUUGGUUUUACAGUGAUUAUUAUUAUGAUUUCUUUUUUUAAACUGUGCGCGAAAAUCUACCAGAAAUCUUGUUCUGAAGGAUCAAGUGUAGUACAUUUUCCGAAAAUAGAAUUGUAUUCAGUUGGUACUUCAAGGAAAUCAUUUUUUGAUUUUUCAAUUAUUUUUCAUAAUAACUGGGAAAAACCGAGAGAAAACUUAAGCAAAACGGGAAAAUGUAUGGAAAUAAUAUAAAUUUUUAAAUCAAAUUUUGACGAAAAUUUUAAAUAAGAAGACCUUUUAAACAUAUUUAACCGAAUUCCGCUUAGAAUUAUGGCCCACCCACCGUGCGAAGUAUAUUCGUUUGUACACAUUUGUUUAAAAUCAAAAUUAAUUCGUUUGGGUAUGAAAUUUUAAUAUCGAUACGGAUCAUAUUCAUUUUCUUUGCGAUACCUCCAUUUAUAUUUUCAAGUCUAUAUAGUUAGAAUACAUCUUUAUAUUUGUUUCAAUUGUGUGUUUUUGUUCCGCCCAUAGGCAUAAAAGCUCAACAUUUCGAUAUAAAGGUUAGAGUGAAAAAUUUACGAUAAUAGUCACCAUUUUUUUCUCUCUCUAAAAAUAGGAAUUAUGAUGUUUUUCGGAACAUUUUGAUUGCUAUUACUCUAACCAAAAACGCUCUAACUUAAAACAAUAUUAAUUGUGCGUUUGAAUUUCAACCCCGAGCACUAUGAUCACGAGGGUAAACGACGCCACUCCCCCUCGUCGAUCGUAUUUUUAAAUGUUACUGUAUAUGGCGCUCCUGUAUGGUUUACUUUCAUAUUUUAUGUUUCGGGUUUGUUUUUUUGCCACCUCUCUCUUCCCCACCGCAAUUGAGAGAUCCCGGCUACGCCACUAGUAGUAUAUUUUGGUAUUCUAUAUUUAUUUUUUUUCGUAAAGCGAAAAUUAAUAAUAUUAUUCACGAUUUUUAAUGACGAUAAAAUAGUAAUAUUGUUAUGAACAGGACGACGGCGCCGGUAGCGCGAUAACCUAAUACAGAUGGUCGCGUCGGGUUUAUUAAGUUGUUCACCGUGUAUAGUUCAAUAAUAUCAUAACGGCAAUGCUCGAUACGGGAAUUAUACCGUAUUACAGUGCCCUGCAAUUUCACAUUAUAGAAAUAUAAUAGCCGGGCGCGUAUUCCGCUACGACGAGACACAUAUUGUGCAUUAUUCAAUAAUCGUCCGCGCAUAAUAAUAAUAUUAUGUGAAAUCCAAAACGUGUCAGUUAUCGUCGUCAUUGUCCAAAUAUCCAUUACAUAGUAAUAAUCAACCCCGCUUAUUACAUUAAAAAUAGCAAAUUAAAUUCGUAGCUAUUGUCGCGUUUUAGACUGCGAGUUUGUAACAAAUAAGCUAUUUGUAUAGUACAUGCCUAAUUAGUUUUAAUAAGACGUGCGUUUUUUUUCUUCAAAAAAACACUUUUAUUCUGUUAGAUAAAACGCUCCGAAUUUUCGCGCCUAGCAGUAAAAUAUGCACGUUUAUCUCGCUCGAUGAUACUUUAUGCGAAACAAUUUUCUAGAUUGCUAACAGUUUUUCUAAACAAUUCUAAUAAAAAAAACGGACAACAAAUGUUUUAAUUUAUUUUUUUUGAUUUCCGGGUUAUCUCGGUCACGAUGGAGACGAAAAUACGACGAUAACCUCUUGAGCUUACUAAGUCGCGCGUUCAGAAGUGUUUUCUAAUUUUAACGAUUGGCUGUUGCGUUUUGUGUACAAACUAAAUUAUACUACAUCCUAUAACUUCCCAACUGUCCACCUACAACAGAGACCAAUUGACGAUGCGAAGUAUGUCCGGCAUCUUUCUUGUUCUUCUGCUUAACGCUUUUUUUACGCAAUAUUCUCAAUAAUUUCGCCAUAUAAUCGCAAUACAUAAAUCAAAUAUUAAAUUACUUUUCGCUUGCUAAUUGCAACUAUCGCGUCGAAUUACUGUAACCGUUUGCUUUGAAUUAUAUAGCGAUAUUUGUAUACAUUUUUUUUUUAUUACUUUUUUGUUUCGUAUGCGAUUCUUAAUGUGAGAACGUUGCCGCACAUGUAUCACGUAUAUGGUGAUGUUUUUAUCGACGUACAUUUUCUGCUCAAGAAUAUUGCGACGCUCUAAUAUAAUAAUGCAUAACUUUCAGCGUACAUGUAUAGGAUAUUAUAUACUUACUGGUGUGCGGCUCACUUAUAGAAAUUGGGCAUUGUUCCCACAACUCUCGUGUAUAGGAGGGUGCCAGAACAAAAACAAAAAAAAAAAAAAAACAAAAAGAAAUAAUAAAAAAAAAAAAAAAAAAUUCUUUGCCAGGGUUUGAAAACCCCUUUUUACCGUUUGACAUAUGCCACUAUAUAUUAUACGGGUUAUUAUUAUUUUUUUAGUUCCCUCCCCUCCCCCCCCCCCCCUCCCCGAACACUAAAAACUCUCAAAUUAGGUGCUCUUCGAGUGAUGUUUGUUAUCGUGUUCCGCGGUGUAGUAAUAUAAAAUAUCUGAUCGUUACAACAUUCGCCGCGCCUUCUGAACCGGAUAGGGUCGUAGAGUUGAGUGUUUUUGUUUCGCGUACAUAUACGAAUAGAAGCUAAUAUGUAAUGUUUGCAAAACACAAAGUAAAACAAAACAUUGUUAAUUCUCGGUCGAAUACUUAUUUCCGUGAUGUAUAGAAUAAAUACAUUUUAGUGUUUUUCGUAAGUUUUUAUAAUAUGACACAAUGAUUACGUAUAACGGAUAUUAUCAAGACAAUUCAAUAUUUUCAACCACAUCAAUCUGUGGGCUUCGCCCGUUUUAUUCAUUUGAGUAAAUAUUAUUAUAUUAUUUGUACAUUGGUAUUUUGCCCAUAUUUUGGAUAAAUAAUGAAUGAGAUUAAUGAUUAAUCAAACUCUAAAGUUAUUAAUAACUUAAACAUAAUUAUACCCGAGUAUAAUUAUUUUUUACGGUUUAAAGAACAUUAGUAUUUUUGGCCUUUUUUUUUUUUUGUUAUAAAAAUGACUAAAAUAAAUUACAAGAACCUAGUGAUCAAUCAGGUUCCCUCUACAUAUUUAUAUACAUUGUAUAAUAUUAUAAUUAAUAAGGUAAAAUAUCUGGUAGAGACAAAAAUCGAUGCAAGUUGAAUUUUCAACAUUUCACCAGUCUUUUCGUAGUUUUUAGAAAUAACUAUAAAGCCAACGGUCCGGAAAUGUUUUAAAUUUAGAAAAUCUACUCAUGUUUACUAACUGGCUUAUCAAAUUGUACUAUUUAUUAGCCUAUUCUGUGCAAACAUGGCCUAUAUAUUUUGUACUUUAGGAUAAGGUUUCUCUACUCUCCACCAAUAUAUCGACCUUUGAUUGCUCGAAUCAGUAGUUCCAAUCCGUACAAGGUUACUGAAUCAAAGCGACUUAUUGUUGAUUUUUUAAUUAUCUUGAUAGGUAAUUAUCGCGGUCUCAAUUUUUUUCCAGGCCAUUAAUAUCAUUGAUUAACUUUAUUGUAUUCUAGACGUUAAUUUUCCGACUACGUCUUCAUAACGGUGUGUUAUUCUCAUUAUUGUUCCAAUAGACAAUGUCGAUACACAGCUUAUAAAAUCAUACUUCGGUUUAUAAAACCGAAAACAAAAUUCUGUUAAGAAUACGGGAUCCGUUAAACGCUGGAACGGGAAGAAAUGCAGUGUAAAAAUACAAUAAGAUAAUAUAUAAGAUAUACCGUCGUACAUUUUCCAGAAAGAAAAAUCCUCUGUCGUCGUAAAUAUAUACGUCUGGACACAUACAUAUUAUCCACGUUGGUUGCUGCUGCUACACUACACGAUUUCAGAAAAUGUGCCAAAAAUAUAAAAACGCAUAUAUACGAACAGAACCCCGAAAACCGUUUCGAACAAUACGAUAUAAAUAAAUAACAAAAUAUAAUAUACAUUUUAAUGUUUUUUUUUCCCUACACGAAACCAUAACGCAAAAUACCUACCCUACCCCGGGAUAUUUUCUAUUUUUUUUCCCCCGCGGUGGUGGUGAACGAUGAUGGUUACGACUAUUAUAAUAUAUAUGCUGUAUAUAAUAACAUUGGGUGAGCAAAUUCUUUAUGUAAUUCGUUCGGGUAAAAUUUGCGUUAGUAUGUGACUAAAAAAUGUGAUUUUUAAAAAAACCGGUCAUUUCAGCUAUAAUGUUAGUUAAUGUUAGUUUUUUCUCGAAAACUACAUGUUCGGUUAGGAAAAACGUUCCGAUUUUUCACGCCGUACCUUAAAAGAUGUGGAUUUUUCUCCGAGUGGUAAUUUAUUUGAAAAAAAAAAAUCCUCAUUCUCACAUUCCAAUAAAAAAAUAACAAUAAUAAUGGAAAAAUUUAAUUUUGUAUAUUACGUAUUUUAGACUCUGAGUGGAGAGAAGAAGCUUACGGUUUUACAAAGAUGUUUAUUUUUUAUUUAUUUUUUUUCUAUGGACAACUUUUCUACUAGUAAUUUUGCUCCAACUUUUAAUGAUAUCAAUAUUCCUAAAAGUAAAUUUUACUAGCCAGGUACUUUAAAGAAGUCAUUUUUUGAUUUUCUCAGGAGUUUACUCAUUAAAUUCGAAAAACCGGAAAAAAAAUGUCGGAAAAUUUGGAAAUUCGGUAUUACAUUAAACAAAUAUUAUUAAAGAAAAGAUAUAUAGCCUAUUUAUUAAUUUUACUAUAAAACGACAUAUACAUUGUUCAAAAAGCAUCACUACUAUAUAAAAAGCAUCAACUGUACCCCACUCAGAAUCGUUUUUUCGUGAGCAAUGGUUUAUCGUUUCUUACAGGUGUACGUGAAAUCAUCUAUUGCAGUGGCUGCACUCAUCCCCAUUAACCAGUGUUGGGACUUAUCUAGAUAAAUUAAUCUAAAUAAAUUAUAUAGAUGGAUUUUCAGUCAUCUUUUAUCUUAUCUAGAUAAAUAAAACCAAGUUAUCUAAGUAUUUAUGUAUGUUAACAGUUUUAAUUAUUUAGAUAAUUGUUAGAAAACAACUAACUCAGAAAAUUUUAAAAUCGAGAUUUAGGUUAACUGGGUAGAAAAUGUCAGAUUACGCAUUUUGCUAAAAACAACCAUACUACUAUUGGAGUGUAACGUUAUCUAUCAAUCAUUUAAAAACGUACUGAAUAAACUCAAUUUUUUUACCAUCAUAUAUAUAUUGUUGACAAAGUAUCACUAUCAACUGAACUCCGCUCAGAAUAGUUUUUUCCUUAGCAAUGGUAAAUCGUUGUUAAAAGAUAUACAUUAAAAUACCUAUAUCAGUGGCUGCAUUUGUCCCCAUUAUCGUAGGACAUCUUUUUUUUUAAAUUUAAUUAUUUAAAUUACCUAUAUAAUGUUUUAUAAUUAUUAAUUUAUUAUUAAACAGUCAUAAUUUUAAUAUAAAGCGUUUCUCGACACCUACUUUGGGUAUUUUGACUAAUUCUUUAUCCAUAAAAAAAAUUAGAAAUAAAACAUCAGCUAAUAUACGAAUUAUAAACAAAUAACAUUUUUUAAAAAUAUCAAAUUUUUUUAUCUAGAUAUAAAUGUAAUUAGCUUUUGUCUUAAUGUAGACGUUUUCAAUUUGUUUAACUCUUAGCCUUAUUAAAAUAAAUGCAUGCACACUAUCUUUUAUCUUUAUCUACACAAAUUUUACAUUAUCUAUUCACAACACUACCAUUAUUCUAGGACGUUUUUUUCAAUUAUUUUUUUCCAUAGAACAAUAUUACAGUAGUUGCCGUACGUGUAUUGCAGGCAAUUAUUUUCCACUAUAAAAUAUUUUACGGCAAUAAAUCAUUACGAUAAAAUCUAUAUAACUGAAUCAUAUUCGUAAAUCUUCUUCGUUCAAGGUGAUUCGAUUAUAAUAUAAAUUUGCUGAACCGUAAUGUUAUUUUAAUGCGUUUAACGUGAUUCUCGUAGCGUCGGCUAUAGCGCAUUCGUUCUGUAUGCAAUAUUAUUGUUUCUCAUCGGUAUAACUACUUAAACCACUGUUUGCGAAUUUAUGUUUUAUUAUUUACCCGGUUAAAAGACUGUUACCGUUACCUUCGUCGGACACGGAUUACCUAUUCGUGUUGUAACUAAUAGAAUACACACGUCUUAUCACGUGCGAAUUACAUACGAUAAUUAUUAUUAUUGCGAAAGACAAGUAAAAGUCAAUCAAUUUGUGAAACCGCUGACGCACAGCGAGUACGAUAUUUUCUAGAUUUUCGUAUAGGACAUUUUCAUCGGUUUUUCAGGCUUUCCUCUCGCCCGUCUUAUUGUAUUUAUAUUAACUUACGUUUAUAUAAUCUGGUUUAACGUUUCGCUUGUAUGCACUUUGAUAUAAUAUUUUUAAAUACCUAAUUUAAUUUGCAUACUUUUAAUACGAAGCGACUAUAUGAACAUUAAAUGAAAAUAUAUUGUAACGAUUUAUCUAUUAUCAAUAAUAAUAAUAAGACACGAUAGUUUGUUAUACUUUCAAACCGAUUGCAUUUCAUACCGAAUAUUUUGUGUUUUACAUUUUUCAUUCGCUUUUUUUUUUUUAGUUUUUUUUUUUAUAAUUCAAAGGAUUUUACCAAAACGAAAUAUUGUUUCGCCAUCGAUUUUAGCUGCCGGACGUCGUUAACCGGUGCGCGCACAUCAUAUAAUAUUUAUCACGCGACUACCAUAAUAUUAGGAUUUAUUGUAUUGUACGCGUUAUUGGGUAUCCGAUACGAUGAUAAUCGCGUUAAAUUGUCAAAACUGUUGAAGAGGUUUACCGAGCUGAUCGGCGGCGAUCAUCUCGCUCGAUAAUAAUAUUAAAGUUUAACGGUGAUAUUAUUGCAUCAUCGAAUAUUAUGAUAUUAUGUUCGUGUCGUAUAAUAUAAAUUGGACGGCUGUCGAGUGCCGUCGAACCGGCGAUAAUUAAUAUGCAGCGAAAAUGAACGGCGAAAAUCGUGUUUUAUUCUUACGGAUAUACCGUAUUGCUCUCACCGUGUGGACGAAAUUAGGGAAAUAUCGUUUUUUUUUUUUUUUGUCAAAUUAAUUUCACAUAAUUUUAUGACGGACAAUAGAGUUGCAUAAAAUACAGGCUCGUCUCCACGGCGCCGAUAACGGCCUAUCGCCUCCUAAAUUGUUAUUAUUCCGGUGUAAUGCAUUCAAAGCGUACCCACCCAUAAUCGUAUUUAGGUAAUUCUUAUUUUGUAAUCCGUAUAACACCGAUUGUGUAAUGACGUACUGUGAUUAACUUUGCAUUUUGGAGCGUGUAUUGUAAUGUGCGGUAGUCACUGGAACGGGCAAUACGAUAUUAUCGUGAUUACGUUCUGUACGCGCGCGCGCUAUUUAAAUAGCGCGGAUUAAAAGAGAAUGUCUAGCGCGCGCGCGAGAAUCAACGAUAAUAAUUAAUUGAUAAUUCCGCUGUUUUUCAAAUAUCUUUGCGCUUUUCCGUCUAUAUCUACCAAAAUUAGUUCUGAUUUAACAAAACGUAAAAAUAAUUCAACACUUACGUCAGUGUGACCGUUUUAUAACGGACAAUCAAAAUUUUGAUUUGAGGACCCGGACCACACUCUACAGUGUAUUGACAUUAUCGCGGGUCGAUGGCAAAACAAUUGUUUCAUGGUGAUGAUGCACGAACAAUAAUCGGAUCGCGUUAAUCGCCAAAACAAGUGUUCUGUAGAAAAAACCAAAAACACCACAUCUCAGUAAAUCUAAUAGCGCCUCUUUGUUACGUUCAGAAUUAAAAAAAUUAUUAAAGAAAUAGACGCUGUAUACAUUUACUGGCCACACGUAUUAUGUGUUUUAUGCAGUUUUAUGUAUAUUUUCCCUCCGGUGUAAUUGUUUGCGAACCAACACGGUAAACGCGUAAUUGAUGUUUUGUUUUCGAAAAAGUGACGCGAAAACAUACCGUCACGCGUCAUGUAAGUACGUAUUAUUAUAGCUCAAAAAUAAUUGCGUUUUUUUAUUUUUUUUUUUUCCAAAAAUAACGAGAGCUUAUUAUUUUUAUAUAACUUUUAUCAAUAUUAAUUUUCCGUUAUGUGUUGUGUACCAACUGAAAUAUUUACAAAACAUUAUAAUAAUGUAUACUUAAUACUUAUUCUUACCCCAAUCGUCGGGGGAAGAUACCCUCGCGUAGCGUUAAUAUUGUGUGUACAAGCGAAAUCUCCGUAUAAAUAAACAUCUAACAAUAAAGGGACGUUAAACGAUAGGGAACGAACCGUAUGAUAUAAAUUAUUCGGUUUUAUUUUAUUUUUCGUCAAAAUGAUACAUAAGCAUUAAAUUGUUCGAAUAAAUAGUAUAUUAUUGAAAACCCCACGAAAUUCCGUUACGAAAUGCAAAAUUGUUUAUUAACAAUCAACAGCACAAUUGAUUUUGUUUUUAAAGUAUUUCAAGUAUAAAAAAUAGGAUAACAUUAAAAAAAAAAAAUUCUGUUUACAUAGUAACCUGCCACAAAUUACGAAUGCAUCAAAUAGACAAAAUUUGCUACGCACAAAACAGUUGCUGCAGAUGUUUACGGUUAUGGGAGCAAGUUAUUCUAUCUUGAAAGAAAAAAAUAAUAAAACCAAAGUUUAAAUAAACCACACAAUUAUCUCUUAUAACUGUGCACGCGGGCCACAGACCCUAUGUGUUUAAUCGGUUAUGCUUCGGCUAGGUACCGAUUAUACAGGGUAAAUUUACAUUUUGAUUUAGUGGCUAUUUAUAUGAAGAUUUUGAUUGGUAUUUAUUUUAGUCGUACAAUCAUUUAACUAUUACAUUUAAAAUAUUCACAAAACUUGAUGUCAAAUAUGGAUUUUCACCCACCCCUCUCACAUUUUAAAGUAAGAUUCGAAAAAAAAUAAUUUUUUUUUUCAAAAGCUGCCAUCUAAAAAUGGAUUUUAUUAUAAUAUACUCCUCUGUUUUAAGUCUUGAAUCGUAUGAACUAUCGUAAACAGUUUAAAUCCGGUAUUAGUGCAUAUCGAAUUUUUUAGAAAAAAUAUUAUCUCUUCGAAUCUGCGUUGAAAGAAGAACGGAUGAGAGAGAUAGUUAUUUGAAAAUCAAAAGUUAAACCACGUAUUUGUAGGAAUGUGGGUAAAAUCUUGAAAAUAUUGUUAUAAAUGACUUUGUAUAAUAUGACUAAAUGGAACCGAAAUAAAUUGUAUAUAAAUCUUCAUUUAGAAAAUGUUGUACUUAGUUCUUUGCCGUGCCUAUAGGAUCACUCUUUUACCAGUUCUUUCAGAACAGUCAAAGGAGUUUCCCCCCUCCCUUUUAAAAAAAAAAAAGAAUUGAUUUAAAAUGUGUUCAAUAUUAUUUUGAAAAUUGUAUCAUAUUAUUGAAUCACAACUCUAUAAGAGUUUUAGCCGCCACUAUCCUUGUACAGGGUACUUACGGGUAGUCUCUGUACUGGGCAGUUUUCUCCUAUGAUUCACCUAUUAUUUCUACUAUUAUUCCAAAUCUCAUAGUUUAAUUGUAAAAUUAUAAAAUACGAGCCAUAUUUAUUUCACGAAUCCCGUUUUAAACAUCCAAAUCUUAUUUUCUACGUGUCUAUCCAUCGUUUAUUUUCUGACUUUGUUCUGCUGGUCCGUAUUCUUCUUUCGGCAGGUUUCCAUUCGAUUGACGCUCUAACUUAAAUUGCACCCUUCUUUCGUGCUGCUCAUCCUAGCCAUUCAAUAUUACUGUUAUUAAUAGCGAAAAAUUGAAAAAAUAAAAGUAUACUGCUUAUGAAUGUGUCACUAGUUUUUGAUUUCAGCAAGAUUUCUGGUUAAAAAGUUCGUUACAAAAAAAUAAAUAACAAUAAUAAUAAUAAUACAAUGAAAAAAAUUACGCCACAGUAAAACCAACACAUUCCUCGUUUCACUCGGAUACUAUAAAAGAAUUUAAAAAAAAAAGUGUGCGCUGCUCCUCUCGAAAUCGUCGAUACAGCCUAGUAUACUAGUGUUGGCUUUGUUUUGAAUUCUCCACUGCGUAUGUUGAUAAUAAUUUCGGGAUCAUGACGAAAAAAAAAUAUACAUAAAAAAAAUCACCCUGUAUAAUGGAGCCAAGUGGUGGCGGCAACGGCGGUAGCGGCGGUGAUGGCGUCGUAAUCGUGUGCGGUUCGCCCUUAAUUAAACUAGACGGAGAUUGGAACGCCGCCGCCGGCGGCAUUGGGCGGCAAGAAAAACUGCUGACUUCUGCUCGCGCGGUGCGGUCCGUUGCAAAAUAGCGACGCGCUAACGACUCCGCGCUCUCUCUCUCGCUCUCUGUCUCUGUCUCUCUCUCUCUCUCUCUCUCUUUCUCUCAUUUUCUCUCCGUUCGGGUCCGAAAAGCACGCGCCUGCACAAUGGGACGCAGAUUGAAAAGAUGUUCUCGUUUACGUGGCUAUGUAUAUACGCACACACACACACGCACACACGCACACACGCACACACACACACACACACGCACACACACAUACACGCACACGCACAUACACGCACACACACACACACACACUAAGCGUAUAGAUAUAUUAUUAUUAUUAUUAUUAUAUAUAUACGAGAACGAGAAAAUAGAGACAGAGUGAUUAUAGUGCUGCGACGUCGCGAGAGAGACUCGGGACGGCGGGGGUAUAAACGGAACGGGCGCGCGGCUGCCGGGCGAGAGCGAAAGAGUGAAACGGAGAGAGUGCGAGAGAGCGAGAGAGAGUGGGCGGAGGGAGGCGAGCCCGACGUAUAUUAGGGAGAAAAUGGAAUAAAAGGCGAAAAACAGGAGGCGGAGUGGGGCGGACGAGAAAAAAAAAAAAAAAAAAAGGAGAGAGAAUUACGACUUUCUAUUCCGCGAUCUGCACCUCGUCGUAUCCGCCCGCCGCCGUUCCCGCAAAAGUUACCCUUGAGGCGUGCUUUAUUGGAAACCCCUCGUCCCACACUAGCGACGACCCGCGCGCGCCAAAAGAGUCACGAAUCAAUUAUAAUAGCUCUUCCUGUAUCGUACCGCACUCCCGCGCUCCCGCGGUGUGUACCGUAUAACUCCGGCGUAACAGUGGAGAGUUUCCCGGAAUCGGAUUAAAAGUCCUGUUGCGCUCCUGAAAAAAAAAAAAAAAAAAACGGCACGGUAUUAUACGGCCGUCAACGCAGGCGGUGACGAGAGACCUAUGCGCGUAUUGUAGUAAUAAUAUAUUAUACAGGGUGACCUUUUUUCCCUCUAUUUUCAUCGCGAUUCGCCGUUUAUCUAUUAUUCGUAGGUACAAUGUCGAGUGACAUAGAUUUCGAUUUUGAUUUUUUUUUUUUUUUUCAUAUACAUACGUAGAAUCGCUGAGCGAUCGUGUGUACAAUGUUUUCGAAAUUUCGCAAACGCACUUUAACGUUUGAUUUCGACCGUAGCCACCUCUCCGUCCGAAUCGGAUCACUUUUCGUUUGACAGAAAUCGAAUUUGUUUGAAAUCAACCGUUUAGCUAUACUGGAUUAUGAUCAAAUUAAAAAAUUAAAACACCCUGUAUAAACGAACGCAUAUUAUUGUAUAAUAAUAUGCGUUCCUUAGGUACCGACGACGACGCCGGAAACUUUUAAAUAAAAUCAUAAUAACAUUACGUACCUAUAACAAUAAUAAUGAUGACGAGAAACGAGCGCGUCAUUGUAAGUCGCAACAUCCGUAUCGUCGAUGGCGACGUUAUUAUUAUAUUUUUUCUUUUCGUUUUUUUUUUUUUGUUCGAAAAUACCGAUACUUCCGUGACGGUUGUUGCCGUUUACAAAACUGAAAAAAAAACUACCUACGCUCUCCUUAUUACGGGUACAUUCGCGUUCUCAAAAUCGCAUAUGGUAUGUCGUAUCGUACUGUCCCAACGAAGAAUUAAAAUGCCGCGAGUCAAAAAAAGAAAAAACAUAGAAAACAAAAAAAAAAAAAAAAAAAAAAAAAAAAAAAGGAAACCUGAGAGAAAUCUCAAAAAUAAAUAAAUAAUAAAAAAAGCCAAUUACUGAAACUCAGCUCUUAGGCGAAUACGUCGUAAAUCUGGAACAUUGGAAUAUCCGCUCCUGCACCAUUUUUCUCUGGAAACGAAUAAAAUAUAAUAUACUGCUCGAUAAACGUUUGAUUAAUUUUUAGUUUCUUAUUGAAACAUGUUGUUGUUAUUGUUUAUAAGUUUUUUUUAUCAAGCUAUAUUUAAAAAGAUGGACAUAUUUCGCCUAAUAGGUGGACCACUGUUGUAGACGAGUAGUUGGAAACGUAAAAGGAUAUAGAAGGGAAUUAAACAUAUAUCUGUGCGCAACGAUUUAAGACCAUAAAGCAUGACUUGUAAUGGUCCUCCUGAUAAAUUUUCAAGGAUUCUGUUUGAUCUAACAAUUGUAUCUACAGAAUACAUAGCGAUUAAAAAUUAUGCAAAAAAACUUGCAAAAUUUAAAUGUCUACAAAUAGCUCAAAAAUAGCUCAUAUGUUUUGAAAAAUGUGUCAUGUCUAUAAAAGAUAAAUAAAAGUGUUAUAACCAAAUUUAAAUUGUCUAAGAAAAUGUACAAAUAAACAAAAUUAAAAAUAACAAAAAACAUUAUUUUCGUAAAUUUUCCAGAUUUGUCUACGUUUUUCCCCGGUUUAUCAAAAUUAUUAUGAAAACCAAAAAUGACUUACCCGAAGUACCCACUAUAUAAAAUUCACUCUCAGAAUAUGCGCUACAUUUAAUACAUCCGAUCAAGAUUUCUAGUAGAAAAAAUGUUCACAGAUACAAAUUAAAUAAUAAUGAAACAAAAAAAAAAAAAAGCAUCAUUGCAAAACCAAUACAUUCCUUGCUUCGCUCUGGGUCUAAACGUGCUAAUAAUAAUUUCGAUUUUGGUUUUAACCCAGAACUGUAUGUUUAGUGUUUGGUAAACUAUUUUUGAAAUCAUUACUCGGGCACAUAAUUUGUUGACCUAAUAAUAUUAUAAUAAAGGCCAUGCGAUCAUAGACAUUUCGACAUUGUUUUAUAUAUUUAGUCACUUUUUGCACGAAUACGACGCAUUUAUACCUAUGUAUUUUGUACAAUUAAUAAAAAUCGAUCGUCGUUUAGCCUUUGAAUCAUUUAAUUUGUAAAAAUGCAAUAUAAGUCAACCCGUUUUAAACGACGAAAAUUUAAUAAAAGAAAAUACCUAACGUGAAGCGUUUCGUCUGAACCAUUUAUAUAAGAUGACGUCAUAACGGCUGAUGAUGUAUAUCGUUGAACUUAAGGUCGCGUAUAACAAAUCGGAGAGUGGCUGAAAUUUCAUAAUAAUUGUUUACUUUCACACAAAAUAAAUAGCAAAGUUCAGGAUUUUAUCUUCGAAACUACGAAAAUGUCGGUUCGGGUUAAUGGCACCCCAGAGGUAAUUGAUGAUUUAAGUUUUUAGCCGCUGUGUAGCCGGGGUUUUUAAGACGACGACGGAAAAUAAACAAUUUAGUCGCCCUUAAAGAAACGUCAUGAUAAUAUAAUAAGGUAGGUUCGUUCUUUGUGAAAUCCAUUUGGCUGCGGAACAAUAAUCGUGUACAAAACGUACUCGUGCGGGUGCGAGCGGAGUGGAAUUAUUGUAGGCAAAAAUUAAGAAAUCAAAUAUUUCCAGGUGUUUUUUUUUUUUUAAUUGUUACAUCAAACCUGAACGAGACGAACGAAAUAAUAGAGUACUUAAGGACUUAUUAUUUUUGAAACGAACGAAUAAUAAUAAAAAAAAAAACGAUUUAUUUAAUUUAACAUUUUAUUCGAGUGAUCGCGCAACGCGUCUGGAAAAACACGAAAGUUACAAUGCGGUUUCGAGACAAUUAUGUUCUGCAAUCAGAUACAUAUAAUAUGUAAACCGUAAAAUAACAAAUUCAAACAUAAUAAAUGCGUUCCUAAGAAUAAAAAUAUUUUGAGGGGAAAAAAACCACAGGUACUUGAUUGAAGCGAUCGCGGUAAGUUAUCUCAGUAUCUAUAAAAUAUAAACUCUAAAUAAUAAUAAACCUAUCCAACUGCUCUAAUUUUAAAGAAAUCUAGUCAUAAACCGCUACACUAUUGGUGAGACCUUUAGCAUUUAUCACUUGUUUAGUUAGUGUAUUGUAUGACUUUUCUCGAUUUUAUUAUCUGGAAAUGUAUUGGUAUAGGUAAUUUCUUGUAAAAAAAAAAAAAAACAAAAAAAAAAUCAAAUAAGAACAAUAAAAACAUUAUCUCCAAACGCGUUCUAUAAUGUUAUUUCGAUAGUAAACAUAGAGCUGUAAACUGCUGUGGUACCAUUAAACGCGGCAUGGAAUUUCCGCGCAGAAUUUACGUAUGAGCCAAAAACGAAUGGCCAAAAUUAUCGACUUUAGCGUCUUUAGCCCCAUAAAACCACGACCUUAUGCUUUUUGUUUAAUAAUAUUUCGUAUUUUAUUGACUCGUGGACUGUGCGAGAAAUAUCUGGAUAAUAUUUAUUAUUCGAUUGAAUAUAUAUUUAUCGGUCGUAAUAAUAUAUUAUGGAAUUGUCGUUUCUUUAUAAUAUUAUGUUUCGCGCACCCGUAUAUGAAAUUGCAAGUUUGUACCUAUACAUUAUAUGUUCCAGAUGUUCGUGAUUUAUAGCGUUUUUGGAUUGCCGUCCCCUCCUCCGCAGUGUUAUAUUAUAUUUCCGGUUGACUUUCGAAAUUUUUUCCUCUUCUUUUAAUAAUAAUAAUAUUAUAUAUUGUAUUAUAGUACAUUUUUCUCGGGAAAUUUUCCCCUUGACUUCUCGUCAAUAAAUAAUUACGUUAGUAUUAAUAUUUGCACAGUGCACAAGGUGCAGGCGGGAACUCGCACGGCUUAACUUUCAUAAUAAAUAAAAUGUUAUUACGAAACAGUCAACCGAAAUAAAAAAUGUGCACUUUUAAAACGCAAACUUAAUUUAAAAUGGUAAAUAACAUGUAUUGUAUACCUACAAAAAUAAUAAAUAACGUAUCGUUUAUUCCGCGAUUUUCGAAAACGACCGUCUUAAAUUCGUGUUAUUAUCGACGUAAAGACACAGGAAUAAGAAAAUAAAUUAUUUACACAAUUUUUUCAGCGGAAAAUUGAAAGAAAACAGUAGAAAAAUAGACCAUUAUAAACUAAUAUCUAAGUUAAUGAUCCAUUCUAAGGCUUUUGCUGGUUAACUUUGUAAUGUCCGUCAUUCCUCGGCGAAAACUUUUUCUCGGACAAUCUAGUAUAAUGUACUGCGUCCUGUUCCACUGUCUGGCUUUUGCUAUCACAAUCGAUUUCAGACCCGUCUCGAAGUUUCCGCCGAUACAUCUGUGUCCGCGUCUUUCGUGGGCCGUUCUGAACCGGUUUUAAGUUGCCCACUCUUGGCGGGGCAGUACAAAUUAUGCAAAUAUUCGUCUUUAAUCCAAUAGAAAUACACAUAUAUUUAUGUUAAAUCGUAUGGAAAAAACGUUUAAGUUAGAGUGAAAUAUAUAGAUAUAUUUAUUAAAUGUACUCUAUAUUGUAGUUUUUGGCCGGCUGGUGGAAAACACCUUUUAUUGGCAAUAAAAAUACCAAAACCGAAAGUUUUUUUUUUUUUUGGUAGAUAACGAGAAAAGUAGAUAAACCGAAGAUUUUUAACAUAAACUCUUAUAAUGUUAUGUCUUUGAAAUGACGGACAACUGUAACAUUAUUGAUUUAUAAAAUUAUCGAAAAUACGAAGGAAUUUAAAUUCAAUAUUAUUGUAGGGUGAUACCGAUGUUUUACCGACCGUGUAUACGGAAAUUAGACUAAUUUCAGUCCGAUCGAAAUGUAGUGAAACGAUAAUAAUUCUGAAAAUAGAUGUGAAUUCUGUGUAAAACUAUCGUACAUAGAGUACUGAAUAAGAAUAUUAUGUAAAAAAACUUAGGAAAAUUAUAAUUUCUAUAAAUAGCUCAAUAAUAGCUAAUAAUGUUUUGAAAAUUCUACCACGUUUGAAAAAGGCAAGUGUUCUAUUCAAAUUUUAAAUAUCUAUGAAAAUAUUUAACUGAAUUACAGAAAAAAAAAAAUGAAAAUAUAGUAGUCGCCGCUUAUAGUGUUCAGAAUUGCAGGUACGGAACAAGCAGUAGUUAUCAAUGCAUCUUUUGUCGCUCACUGUGUUCAGAUUUUCGGUUAAAGUGAUCAGUAAUAGAAAAUGUACAAUAAUUUAAAAAAAAAGAAAAUUUGAUUAUAGAAAAGGUACUAUAUUUGAAAAUCGGAGCAAGAUUUCUGGUAGUAAAGUUGUUUACAGAAAAAAUCAAUUUGUACAAAAAGGACGGACAUGCUUCGUACGUGGGUGCAGUCAUUAUUGUAGGUGAGAAGUUGGGCAGGUCGAAUACAGAAGGAAAUUUAGUGUAUAUCUGUAGAAGUAACAAUAAAAAAUUGCUAACGAAAAAACGAUUCUGAGCGAAGUUCAGGUGAUAGUGAUGCUUUGUUAACGAUAGAUAUGUCAUAUUAUGGCAAAAUGAUGACAACAAUGAUUGUUUAAAAAAGAUUAAAAAAGGAAAAAUUAAUAACAAUAAAUAAACAAAAACGGUUACCAAUGACAACCUUAUCUUUAAACAUUCAAUAUUUUUUAAUCUAAAGAACCAGGUUUUCCUCAUUAUCCAGAAUAUUAAUUUUAAUUUCAAAAAAUCACCUCUCUUAAGUGCCACCUAGAAAAUAUUUAAAAUAUGUCUGAAUUGUCUGAAUUCACACCGACCGGAAACGGGAGAAUGGGUCUGAAUUGAUCAUGCGGCCCAAGUGUUAGCAAAGGAAAAAAAAAAAUCCCUUUGAUAAUAUUACGAGAUUUAUACCCAGAAUAGGUAUCGGUUAAUGGUAUCGCUUUCAUGUUGCAAAAAAAAAAAAAAAAAAAAUAACCGAUUCCGAUUGUAUCCGUCGACCUUUCUAUUUCCCGUGCCGAAUUUUUAUAACUACCUAAAUAAUUAUUAUAAUAAUAUACGGAAUAACGUACGAUAAUAUUAAGAGCCGUUUUAUUGCGGAAAAUGUAUUUUAAUGAUCGUAUAAUUAAUGAAAUAUUGUGAACAUAUUCGUGGGUAUUCGUAAUUUUUUUAUGACAAAUGAUUCAACUUUGAGCUCAUUUAGAACGUUGCACACGGACAUUCGUUUGAAUAUAAAUUGUUACGCAUCCGUCCGUUUUACAUCAUUUAAUCUUUAAAGUGUUCUUAUUACUAUACGACUUGCUAAACAACAAAAUAACAAUAAUAACAAUUCUCACUAUUGAAACGUUCAUAUUGUUUGCUUUUAUAAGUUUUUCUUUAAACUUUUUUAUUUUUUACAUUCACAGAGUAUAGUUAAUUUAUACUUACAUAUUUAUUAUAAUAUAUAUAUAUAUAUAUAUAUGUAAAAACAUUUUUGUUAAUAUUAUUAUUAUUAUUAUUAUUAUUUUUUUUUUUUUGAAAACAAGCCGUAUUUCACGAUAAAUUACAUCAGUUUGUAAAAGGUUAUGUUAAAGGUAAAUAAUAAAAAAAAAAAAAAUAAAAAAUACCUACUCAUAUUACUAGUAACAGCGACAAAACAUUCUCAUUUUCGUUUCGUUUUAUGUUCAUUUAUUUUUAACGGCUAAGUUUUAACUUUUAAUAAAUGUACAACUAAAAAUGAACUUUUUUUUUACACUUUAAAGUAAAAAACCAUACUUACACCCGUUAUUUGUUGAUUAUUAAUUCGAUUACUAUGUUUAAUGUAUUUAUUUUGUUCCAUAUUAUAUUUAAUUUCGCUUUUGUCGAUACGUUUAGAAUUUAUCCAGUGAUAAUAUGCUCACCCACCACGAACAUAAACGAAACGAUGUAAAAGUAUUGCCUUUGGCGCCACCCGCCUCGCAAACGUCAUGGAUGGUGAAGAAUCCGAUUUCGUUGGUGUUAGAAGUGGUGCUCAUAUUUUACAUGCUCCUCAUUACGUUGUUUUUCAAAAUAUUCCGCAUAAUUCUGCCGAAAUCGAAAAAAUCCGUCAACGAUAAAGUCGUACUGGUAAAUAUUAAACACGUUUUCAUAAAUACAUUUUGAGUUUAAACAAUGUCUACAGUGCGAACUACAAUGAAACUGUUGACAUUUUUUUAAUCUUUUGUGAAGACAUUAAAAAUAUAAAUUAUUAUUUUACUUAACGUUGUGUAUAGUUGAAAAAUUCAGAAAUUAUAUUAUCAUAGUUUAUAAAUUGGAAUUGAAACUUGUCAAUUUGUAGUUUGAUUUUAUCCUCCGUGAGUACAUUGUUUUAGCUCGAAUUUGUGUAUAAACGAUAUAUUUUCGAUAUGUUCCCAUGUGGAUCGUUUAAAUAUUUUUGUUCCGCACAGGUCACCGGGGCGGGUAGGGGAUUGGGUCGUGAGCUUGCCCUGCAGUUCGCCGGGCUGGGCGCCAAGGUGGCCUGCGUGGACGUGGACCCGCUCAGCAACGAAGAGACGACGCAGUUUAUCGAGAGACACAUACCGGGCGCCAAGAUCAAAGCGUACACGGUGAACGUUGCGAUCAGCGCCGAGACGGAAGCGCUGGCCGCCAGGGUGGAACAAGACUUGGGUCCUGUCGACGUAUUGAUCAACAACGCCAGCGUCAUUAUGGCCCACUCGUUUCUGGAAACCACAAAUCACACCAUCACCGCAAUAGUCAACAUCAACCUGCUCGGACAGUUUUGGGUAAGUUGGUUGUACAUUUGUAGGUUAAGUCAUUUUCGUUUUAUCUCCAGCCAGCCGUUAUCCGUGCAAGAUUCCCAGUCGAAAACAAAACAUUAACCGUUUCAAAAAUAUUCGGACGUAUUUCGCACGGUGGGUGGGCCGCUGUUGUAGCUGAGAAAUUGAAAAGGUAGGAUAUAGAGGUGCAUUUUAUGUACAUCUGUACGCAGCGAUUAAUCAUUAACCGAACGAAAAACGAUUCAGCGCGAAGUUCAGUUAUACGAGUUUAUGUUUUAAAGAUUCGUAAUAUCGAAGAUUUUGAAAGUAAUACAUUUCGUAUAUUUUCCAGUUUUCCUACGUUUUUUCCUGGUUUUUCCCAUUUAUUAUGAAAACCCUACAAAAAAAAAAAAAAAAAAAUUACCCCAUUAAAAUACCACUCUAAUCAGACAUCCUUUCAGAAAAAGUGCUAUAGUUGAAAAUCUGAGUAAAACUGCUGGUAGAAAAGUUGUCCGCAGAAAACAAAAAUAAACAUUAUUGUAAAACCAAUACAUUCCUCGCUCUACUCGGAAUCUAAAAUACGAUUCCCAUGACGCACAAUCGUAUCGUAAUCCGGGCGUAGAUUUUUGUGAGUUAAACGGUAAUGGUCUUAACUCGGAUUUAGCGAAAAUGUGUAUAGUUCCCUCAGAAUGCAUAUUUUCGGUUAGUAAUGCUUCAAAACCGUCACACCGUAACCCGUCGUGGAAAUACGACACUAUGAUUUGAAUAAUGGUUCAAAUACCGACAGCAAAUACCAAUACUUAGAAUAGCUACAAUAGUUUUUUUUAUAAUAUCGUGGUUCCUUCUCGGUUAUACGGGGGAAGGGUAAUGAUGCAGUUCCGUACGUAAUCGUCUUUAGUAUGCAACGGUUUGUCGUUGCUUUCGAUUAACUGUAUAAACUAUUCUGUAAACCGUAUUACUUUGUACAAACCCUUCACUCGGAGCAGUGUUCAACAGUGGUCGGAACACUAAGUGGCCUUAGUGGCGUAACUACGACUUUUAAUGGCCAUGGCGAAAUAUUCUAGAAUAACGAUUAACCAAAUUGAGAGCCAAGUGCUCAAUUCGCGUUGGGGGCCGAAUUACCCGAUUUACGCGGAUGGAACAAAAUGAAAAAUAAAAGGUGACCUGACCUGACCAUAGUGGGAGCCCAACUUCAUACGUAUCGUUCAAAUUUAUACCUUUUGCCAUGAUUUGGGGCUCGGAAAUAUCGUUUACCAGUGGCUCAUUGUCCGUCAUGCCACCCUAUCGGUACGCCCGCGAGUGGUAUUCUACCUUCAUUUUUUAAAAUUGUUUUAUUUUUUUUACAUUUCAGAUGAUACGGUCAUUUUUGCCGAGUAUGUUGAAAAGGAACAGCGGACACAUCGUAGCGAUAUCGUCGGUGUCGGCUCUUAGCGGAGCCGCAAACCUGUCGGCGUACACUGCUAGCAAAUGCGGUGUUAACGGUAAACCCGUCGUUACAAUCGAAUAUUAUAGAAACCAACGUCUUUAUGUCCCGAACCACAUUUUAAAAUCGAUGUUGUUCGUAUAGCUGUAUUAACGCAAUAGUUCAGGCGCAUUAUCAAGUCUUUGAAAACUCUUUAAAAACCAAUGGAAUACUCGUACAUACCGUUAUCUAUAAUAUUAUUAAGUACGGUUUUCAAGAUUGAACGAAAUUUCAAACACGUCGAUAACAAUAUAUUUUUGUUUUAGUUUUCGAUAAAAUGAUUUUCAUACAGGUUAAGUUUAUCAACGACAUUUUGCGACCUUUCUCUGCCUCCCAUGAGCUCAUUGACAGGGUGUCCGAAACUAAACCACCCAAGCAUAAUAACAAAUACUCGUGCAUAACGAAAAAAAACUGUUACAGGCAUGAUGGACAGUCUUCGAGAAGAACUCAGAGAACGGCCCAACAACCAAAUACAGACCACCGUCGUUUUGCCCAAACUGAUCAACACUAGUGCCGAUUACUUGAAAUACAUCAACAGCAGGUAUCGUUUCACGGUUUAAAAAAAAAUAACUGAAAUUCAAAAUUGUUGCGUUUGUUGGAAUCGCUAUUUAUUCGGCGAUUUAUACGGUUUUAAGAUCGUUGACCAGAGAAUUUCGGUAUUUUGCUGGUCGAUAUUUUUCAAAAUACUCAUUUUGAUCCGAAAAACGGUUUAAGAGUGAAACAUGUUUGUUACGCCUACACCGCAUUAUAGUCUUAUAUAUAGGUUCCUCGAUCCACUUAUAGAGAAUCUAAAAUCUAUCUCUUAAAUCGUACCCAAUCUGAAAUAUUAAAUUCAUUAUAAAUAAGGCCUGGCUAAUACCAAUAACGGAUAUUAAUAUCGACCGAUAUAAUGUGUAAUUUAAAGGUAUGUGAUAAACUGAUAAAAAGUAAAUACACAUUAGACAAUGCUUUAAUUAAUAAUUAUUAUUAUCAUUUAUUAACGGUAUGAAAUAUCCUUGAAGAAACGAUAUUUUGACUUCCUACACGAUUCAUAUCGGUUUAUAUAGUUGUUUUUGAAAAAAUGUUUUUUUUUUUUUUUUUUUUUUUUUUAUCGGCUCACGAAUCCAAGUAAAUAAAAUAAUAUCGGAUCGGCUAUCGAUUUUAUAUCGGAAUACUGGAAAAAAAAAACAAAACGAUGCACUCGGCGAAGCUUUAAUUAUAAGCUCGUAUUUUUUUUUUAUUUUUUUUUAACACGCAUUCUACAAGUAACUCCACACGACCAGGGGCGUCAUUUUAGUUUUUUAAUAGGGAUACAAACAUUUGAAUCUGGCCAAUUUUUCUGAACAUUGUCCGUUCGCUUCGUUCCGUUAUAUUCGUAUUCUUGCUUUGCAUUUUCAUAUUCAAAUACUAGGUUUGUUGGCCUUGGCGUUACAGUAAUAAAUUGUUACUAAACCACGUGAGUUACCUUGCCAAUAUACCGGUUUUUUUUGUAGCCACGAUAACAAUAAUUAACAGUGAUAAAAAAUCCUCCGUGUCUCACUGUCAAUUAUUAUAGCGUUUUACGCGGGCCACGGAGACGUUUAAAAAUAUAGGGCUGCCAAAGUGCAGCAUCUGAAUGCCUCAAAUGACGCCCUUGCACACGAGUACCAUACGGACCGCCGUCGCCGUGCGUCCGUAUUUUAACGAACAUUAAUCGGAUUUCAGGACGCCGGUGUUGAGCUUGGAACGCGCGGCCAAACGUACGGUGUACGCGAUCCUAACGAACAAAGUCGAGCACAGCAUUCCCGGUUAUGUAUACUACGCGAACACGAUUCGAAAGUAAACGAACAAUACCUGAUAGUAAUUGUAUGUAAUCGAAUGAUUUUUACAUUAUUUUUUUUUUUCCUCCCGACAGAAUACUGCCCGUCAAUAUCUCGGAUUCGAUCAAAAACAUUUUCUACGUGAAAUACACGGUACCGCCGCAAGAAGUCCAGAUCACAAUGCCCAACUCGAUGAUCAUAAACCGAACUCUGUCUAUUAAUUAGAGAAUACUGCAAUAUAACAACAAUAAUUAUAAUAAUAAUAGUAUUUAAUAAUAACACGGUAGUAAAUGAUAAUAUAAUAGUCGUGUGACGCCGAAAUUGAAUAUUGUUGGAAAAUCGUUUAAUACUCACAUAUAGGCUGCAGUCUCUACUCUUAAUGUCCGAGUAAAAAUAUUAUUUAAACGCAAAUAUUCGAAUUUUACGUGUUUUUAAUACUUUUACAAAAACUUGUCAGUAUUUCAAAUAUUGUUCAAAAUUAUAUUUUGUAUUUAAGAUUGAAUAAUCAUUUUAAUCGUAUCCCGUCC